Trifolium pratense (red clover) is the source of this 1000-nucleotide messenger RNA. RefSeq names its product repetitive proline-rich cell wall protein 2. The transcript has a single exon. The record is from RefSeq and is a predicted model, not a curated record. Lineage: Eukaryota; Viridiplantae; Streptophyta; Magnoliopsida; Fabales; Fabaceae. Gene Ontology annotation, molecular function: structural constituent of cell wall. Gene Ontology annotation, cellular component: extracellular region. Bases 67 to 828 code for a protein of 253 amino acids.
CCAAAACUAGUAUAAAAGGAGUUAGUCCCUCUUAGUGUUUCAUGCACCAAACUCAAAGUCACUAACAUGGCUUCCUCAAGUUUCCUAGUGUUGUUCCUUUUUGCUCUUUUUGCCAUCCCUCAAGGGCUUGCAAAUUAUGAAAACCCUCCUGUAUACACGCCACCCAUUGUGAAACCCCCAGUUUAUAAGCCACCGGUUGAGAAACCACCUGUAUACAAGCCCCCAGUGGAGAAACCUCCAGUUUACAAGCCACCUGUGUACAAGCCUCCAGUUGAGAAACCCCCAGUCUACAAGCCCCCAGUAGAGAAACCACCUGUGUACAAGCCACCAGUUUACAAGCCCCCAGUUUACAAGCCACCAGUUUACAAGCCUCCGGUUUACAAGCCACCAGUUGAAAAGCCCCCAGUAUACAAGCCCCCAGUAUACAAGCCACCAGUGUACAAGCCACCAGUUGAGAAGCCCCCAGUAUACAAGCCCCCAGUUUACAAGCCCCCAGUUUACAAGCCACCAGUAUACAAGCCCCCAGUAGAGAAGCCACCGGUGUACAAGCCACCAGUAGAGAAACCCCCUGUCUACAAGCCACCAGUUGAGAAGCCGCCAGUUUACAAGCCACCAGUAGAGAAACCCCCAGUUUACAAGCCACCAGUUGAGAAGCCCCCUGUGUACAAACCCCCAGUUUACAAGCCCCCAGUUUACAAGCCACCAGUUGAGAAACCUCCAGUGUACAAACCUCCAGUUGAAAAGCCACCAGUUUAUAAACCUCCCGUCGAGAAGCCUCCCGUUUACGAGCCUCCUCACCACCCAAAGUACCCUCCAGCAGGUUUCUAGAACAUGAUACUAAGUAAAUGCUAAAUAUGUUAAAUAAGAGAUUAUUGGAAUCUUUAUUUUAAUCCCUUGUUUACAUUGCUAUUGUCAAGACAAGAAUGUGGUUGUAAUACAGUGAAAUAAAUUGUGCUUUUGUACUCCAAAUUAUGAUGAAUAAAAUUGUUGUGAUUUAAUA